Penicillium brasilianum is the source of this 2117-nucleotide messenger RNA. NCBI's taxonomy places the organism in Eukaryota, Fungi, Ascomycota, Eurotiomycetes, Eurotiales, Aspergillaceae. The record is from the annotation of a GenBank genome assembly.
AUCUCUUUCACCUUCUCAGCUUGAAUCGCCCUAAAUUCCCCAGGCUAAAAAAGCGCGGAGAGAGAUCUAUGCCUGAUAAACUAAGAUCUUGGGAUUCCCAGGCACCCACGCCGACUUCCCAACCACACAGAGGCUCGCCCCUAGCCUACGACGCUCUGGGUGGAACUACCCACUACAAUAAUUUUGAAAGCGACUAUGCUGUCGCUGAAGUAGAAGAUCUCUAUGAUGGCGCCAGCUUCGAGUUCGUCCCGUCAACCUUUAAUAAUGAGGGACUUCCAGCCAUAUCGGGCUGGUUAACAGACUCAUGGAUCCCCGAUGGUUCACAAAAUCCCCCUGGGAUGACUGAUUAUGGGUUUCCGAAUCAUUAUGCGGCUCCGGUGGCUCCCACCGAUGGUCAAGAGGCGCAAUUUGACUUGCCUGGAUUGCAUCAUCCUGAUAUCUCGCCUUCUUCCCUCUGCCAUACCCAGACGGUCAAUUUGGACACAAAUGCAUAUAUGCCGUUUCUGGACAGUGGGGAGUCAUCUUUGUAUGAGCCACUGGUGCGAACAAAGACGCAAGCCAUUCCAGUACAAAAUCCGAAUCGUCCUUCGAGUCUCCCCAGGAGAAGAAGCCAGUACUCACUGCGCAGACUAGGACAAAUAACGAGUGGAAGGUACACACCAACCAGCAUAAGCUCUCUGGAUCCGAUGCAACGAUGGCAAGAAUCUCCUCCGGAGGAUGAACCGGCAUCCCUGUCAGCAAUCAUGCAGGCUGUCAAUAAGUCAGAACAGGCUGGGGAAGGAUUAUCUGUCGACGAAGGCCUUCCAACUAGACCGAACGCUUCGUUCCGACAUCAUCGCCGACCGGCCUCACUUGCUAGCUCUAGAAGUGGAACUAGCGCAUCAUCAUGGCAAUCCUCGGCCUCAACACGGUCUGCAGUGUCAACGCCCAGGUCGCAAUCUGGGAGCACGCGAGUAGGCAAGAGCAAAAGAAAACCCAAAAAACCAUCUGGACUGGAUAACGAUCGAAUAUUCUGUUGCACCUUCUGCUGUGAUACGUUCAAGAACAAGUUUGAUUGGUCUCGCCAUGAAAAGUCCUUACAUCUUAAUCUGGGAGGCUGGGCGUGCACACCUCAUGGAGGCUCAGCAUUAUCAACUGUGACGGGCAGGAUGCAUUGUGUCUAUUGUAAUUCCCCGGAACCAACCCCCGAACAUCUUGAUGGGCACAAUCACUUCCAAUGCUCUGACUCGACUCGCAUAUUUCGCCGCAAGGACCACCUAGUUCAGCACCUCAGGCUUGUACACAGCCUGGAAAGCUUACCUGUGAUUGACGACUGGAAAAUUUUGGGUCCGACCAUCACCUCACGUUGUGGGUUCUGUGACCAGCGACUCCAAGACUGGGAUGAGAGAGCGGAUCAUUUGACGAACCAUUUUCGCCAGGGAAUGACCAUGAGUGACUGGAAAGGGGAUCACGACUUUCCCCCGGCCAUCGCUGCGCAGGUCAUUAACUCUCUACCGCCAUAUCUUCUCAGCUGGGAAUCGGGGACAAUGGUCCCAUUCUCGGCAUCGAAUAGAACUGCGCAGGAUCACUUGGCCCAGAUAUCCGCUCGGGCGGAUUGGGUGGCUGCGAAUGCAAGUGCUCAGGCUCAGAAUGAACAACAAGCCGCGCUGCAACCUUCCUCGCAAUUACCACCAGCGGGCGAAACAAUGGUACCGUUGAACACUUUCACGGGUAUCCUGACACAGCACCUCAGCCGCUAUGCUCGUCAGCAAAUGAGGAUGGGGAUCAUUCCCACUGAUGAGAUGUUCCAACAGGAGUCGAGAAAAUUACUCUAUGACUCGGAGGACUCUUGGAACCAAUCCAUUGCAGAUAACCCGGCCUGGAUAUCGGCAUUCCGACAGCAGCUUCAAGUGCAACCUGGCAAUAAUGCUCCAGCAGGGGCUGACUAAUUGGAAGAUACGACAGCUGGAUUUAGCUUCAAGCAACGAUGACUUGGGAUGUACGAUCUCCAAGUUUAAUGUCUAAAAAAGCUUUCAGCCACUCAAUACAUUGCAUAUGUUACCCUGCCUUGGCGGCUGCAUUACUCCAUUGCCUAUAUGCACCUGUAAUACAGAAGAUGUUUAUUUGGUCUGACCGAG